Messenger RNA from Iphiclides podalirius (scarce swallowtail), 723 nucleotides. Lineage: Eukaryota; Metazoa; Arthropoda; Insecta; Lepidoptera; Papilionidae. The record is from the annotation of a GenBank genome assembly.
AUGGACACUGAAUUUCCUGGAGUAGUAGCCAGACCAAUUGGUGAAUUUAGAUCUACAGCCGACUACCAAUAUCAAUUACUGAGGUGCAAUGUAGAUCUAUUAAGGAUUAUACAAUUAGGUCUUACAUUCAUGGAUGAAAAUGGAAGGACUCCACCUGGAUGUACAACAUGGCAGUUUAAUUUCAAAUUUAAUUUACAAGAAGAUAUGUACGCACAAGAUUCAAUUGACCUCUUGCAAAACUCUGGGUUACAAUUUAGAGAGCAUGAGGAACAUGGUAUUGAGCCAUUGGAGUUUGCUGAAUUACUGAUGUCAUCAGGAAUUGUACUUAUGGAUGACAUAAACUGGCUCAGUUUUCAUUCAGGAUAUGACUUUGGGUAUCUACUAAAAUUGCUUACUGAUCAGAACCUACCCCAAGAGGAGAAUGAUUUUUUUGAAAGUUUGCGGCUGUACUUCCCCACAGUAUAUGAUGUCAAGUAUUUAAUGAAACUCUGCAAGAAUCUGAAGGGUGGUCUUCAAGAAGUAGCCGAUCAGUUGGAGCUACGUCGUGUCGGGCCACAACACCAAGCGGGAUCAGAUUCACAUCUUACGGGUAUGGCAUUCUUCAAAAUCAAAGAAAUAUUUUUCGAUGGCAACAUUGAGAGCACGAGCGGUCACCUCUACGGGCUCGGUGCGCCGUUCCCCACCAACAACUUCCAAGACAACGGCGACACUGGCAGCCCCUCC